Molecule: messenger RNA, 2435 nt
Organism: Diatraea saccharalis (sugarcane borer)
Lineage: Eukaryota; Metazoa; Arthropoda; Insecta; Lepidoptera; Crambidae
Source: the annotation of a GenBank genome assembly
AGCAUGUAAAGUGACAUGACAUGAGUUACAACUACGUUUAAUAGUUUUCUUUAAGUUUCUUAAGGAUGGCGGCGACUAUAAAUGAGCUCAAUCGUUCUGAUAGUGUAAAUUCUCCGAAAAUGUUUCAAGAAAAUAAUGGAGAAUUAAAUAAUGGGAAAGUUAACCAAAGUAAUGGCCACAUGAAACCCAAACAUCUCGGAAAUGGGAUCACGAAGAUAACUAGUGAUGAUUUGGCACAACCAAUGGACUGGUCCCAGUAUGACACAGAGGAAUCGUUUGAGAAGAGUACACUGCUCACUGCGGUGCUCACACACUUGGGCCUCUACAUCCUCAUGUUCCUCGGAUUUGUCAGUCAGCUUCUGUUCACUCCCAAUGUUGCCACAGAGAAGAAUAGAGAGGGGUACGCGCCACUGUACAAUCCGUUUGAGCAGUUCAUAUCUCGAUAUGUGUACCGGCGCGUGCGACACUGCUUCAACACUCCCAUAUGCUCCGCCCCCGCCGCCGAGAUCACCAUCAUGGAGCGGCAGUCCGACGACUACAACUGGACCUUCCGGUUCACCGGUCGCAAGCUGAAGUGCCUGAACCUGAGCUCGUACAACUACCUGGGCCUGGGCGCCACCAGUCCCCCGCCGGUGGCGGCGGCCGUGCGCCAGUACGGCCUGAGCGUGUGCUCGACGCGCGCGGAGCUCGGCACCACGCCGCUGCACCGGGAAUUGGAGGAGACGCUCGCUCGAUUCCUCGGCGUCGAGGCGGCGGUCGUGUUCGGCAUGGGGUUCGCGACCAACACGCUGUCGCUGCCGGGGCUGGUGGGGCCCGGCACGCUCGCGCUCAGCGACGAGAACAACCACGCCUCGCUCAUCAUGGGGCUGCGUCGCGCGCGCGCCGCCGUGCGCGUGUUCCGCCACAACGACCUGCGCCACCUCGAGCGGCUCGCCGUCGAGGCCAUCGCCGAGGGCACCUGGCGGCGCAUCGUCAUCGUGGCGGAGGGCGUGUACAGCAUGGAGGGCACGGUGGUGCCGCUGCGCGCGCUGGUGGCGCUGAAGCGGCGGCUGCGGCUGCAGCUGUACCUGGACGAGGCGCACUCGGCGGGCGCGAUGGGGGCGCGCGGCCGCGGCGUGUGCGACCACGCGCGCGUGCCGCCGCGGGACGUGGACGUGCUCAUGGGCACCUUCACCAAGAGCUUCGGCGCCGCGGGCGGGUACAUCGCGGGCAGCGCGGCGCUCGUGCGGCGCGUGCGCGCGGCCGGGCACGCGCACGCGCACGCGGCCGCCAUGCCCCCCCCCGUGUGCGCGCAGGUGCUGUGGGCGCUGCGCACCGUCGCCGGGCCCGAGGGCGAGCGGCGCAUCCUCGCGCUCGAGCGCAACACCGCCUACUUCAGGCGCAGACUGCGCGAGAUGGGCGUGGUGGUGCUCGGGCACGAGGCGUCGCCGGUGGUGCCGCUGAUGGUGUACACGUUCAGCAAGAUGGCCGCCACCGUGGAGGUGUUGCGCCGACGCGGCGUGGCCGCCGUCGGGGUCGGCUUCCCCGCCACGCCGCUCAACGCCGCCAGGAUACGGUUCUGUAUGACGGCGGCGCACAGUCGCGCGCAGCUGGACCACUGCCUGCAGCAGGUGGAGUACGCGGUGCAGCACCUGGGGCUGCGCUACUCGCGACUGACGCCCCCGCCCCCGCCACCGCCACCGCCCGCCACCGAGCACUCUGUUUGUAUUGUGACAGUAGCAAGAGCGGCAUGUGAUGAUGUGCCGGUGGCUGCUGCUGGUGGUGGCGGCGUGGCUGUGCCGGGCCGGCGCACGCGCACACUCACACCUGAACGUCUCCAUCACGCGGUUGCAAACGCGGAGCAGGCGCGGUGGCCGAUGCGCGUGUGGGUGAGCUCCGAGGGCGGGAACCCCACGCGCCCGCUCCUCGUCACGUACAGGCAGCGCGCAGGGGCGGGCACGUGGCAGCUGCCGCGCGCGCUCGGCUCGCAGCUGCAGCACGAGCUCGAGCGGACGCUGUGCGCCGACCGCGGGCCCGCGGAGGACUCGCCCGACUGCGGUCUGUGUACACACACGCAUGCACGUACACGCACGCACAUGCAUGCACCAGAGAGGAGACAUAACGGCGGUUGUGUUGCGUUGUGUGCAGAGUCGCGCGAGAGCCGCGGGUGGGUGGCGCUGCACCUGGCGGGCGCGAGCGCGUGCGCGGUGCGCGUGCGCGUGCGCGUCUCGCCCGCCAGAGAUUUCCACAUGCCGUUCGAACAGACGAUCACCACCACCGCCACUCUGUGGGGGCCGCGCGUGCACGCGUACGCGUGGGCGGAGGCGCAGCAGCACGUGCGCCUGCGCGCCGCCUCGCCCGACGCCGUGUGCGCCACGCUCGCCGUCACGCACGCGGGGGUAAUACUACCAUACACACGAACAUCUCACCCUACACGAUUCAAUAUUCAUAUAUAG